Messenger RNA from Osmia bicornis bicornis, 14686 nucleotides. RefSeq names its product basement membrane-specific heparan sulfate proteoglycan core protein (gene trol). Lineage: Eukaryota; Metazoa; Arthropoda; Insecta; Hymenoptera; Megachilidae. Gene Ontology annotation, molecular function: calcium ion binding; protein binding. The transcript has 52 exons. The coding region runs from base 441 to 13958 and encodes 4505 amino acids. Gene Ontology annotation, cellular component: plasma membrane. The record is from RefSeq and is a predicted model, not a curated record.
AGAAAGAGGAAGCGUACGUCACUGGGGGAGCGUGCGAGACAGAACGAGCCCGGCCGUAAGGGAACGGCUGAAACGGAGUCCGCGUGUAGAGUGGGGAAAAGCACCGGGCUUUUGAAAAAGUUUUAUCUUGCCGGCGCGCUCGGCCUUUCAGACGCUACCGAACGCCGGUACGCUCUUGUACAGUAACCCCCGGUGUGUUCGGUUCUCGCAAACGAACCAGUUUCCCAGAUACGAGUCUCCUCGAACCGCGGUUUUCGCCGGUCUUCUGCCCGGUUCGCGAAGUGCCCUUGGAACGGACCGGUCGCGUUGUUUCUCUUCCUCGAGAUGCGUUGACCAUUCCUUCGAGCCGCACGUUAAAUACAGACAGACCAAGGUGGACGAACAGUGGGUGUUAUAGGUGAGAAACGAGGCGAAGAGGACGCGGGAUCGUUCUUCCCAAGAUGAGGAACUCCGGAACGUCGGCGAGGUGCUUGCUUCUGCUCCUCAUCGCGGCUGCCGCCCUCGUGGAUGCUUCUCAGAACGACGACCUGGUUUUCGACCAGGAUGGCAAGCAGUCGUUCAACGAGGCUCCGUUGAUAGAGACGCAUCAGCAGGUGUCGAUACUUCAUCGAUUAAAGAGAGGAAUCUGGGACUUGUUCGGGACAGCAUCCUCGACAGCGGCACCGACUACCGAGGCAACAGCAGACCAAGACGAAGACAACGCCGAGGAAGAGCUGGAAAAUGCACCGCCAGGUGAACCUGACGGCGAAGCAGAGCCAAAAACGUCCAGUGUUAAAGAAACAGCCAACCUGGAGAGACUGGUCCAUGAGAGGGGAGAUCAGUAUGAAGACGUCGAGGAGGAGAACGAGAUUGGUAAUACAGCCGAGGGUCGCAGGGAACCAGCUGACUUUGGGAAUACCGACGACGAGGACCUGGCUGGUUCUGGGGAAGUCGAAGGUAGUGCCACUGAUAGAGGCAUUGAUAUUCAUCCUUCUGCGAGGGGAAACAGAAAGUACUACAGGAUCACCCUGACUGUCGGUGAACCCUAUCGACGCGAGUAUGCGGACAGAAAUAGCCGGGAGUACAAGGAGCUUAGUGGCAACUUGACUCAACCCCUUGAAGAACUGUACAAUCGCCAUAUUCCUAAUGAGAACCAUCAUGUCAAUGUCGUCAAAAUAUCGCCAACGUCCGACAGCUUCACGUCACAAGUUACUUUAGACAUUGGCUCGACGUUCACGGAUGAGUUGGAGGUGAGGAACAUCCUCGAGCAACAGCUGCAGUACCACUCAUUGGGCAACAUCCAAGUUGGUCCAGAGGGAUUCACGUUCAGAGUGUUCCAAGCCGACAGAGGUGUAGACGAGCUGGAAUGCGACCAAUCGACAGAACUGAGAUGUAGAGACGGUGCAUGCGUGCCAUUAGACUCCAGGUGCGACGGCAUUGCCCAGUGCGAAGACGGUUCUGAUGAGUUUGACUGCCCCAGGACGAUACCAAGUGGACAGGUAUUCUAUAACACCGUCACCUCAUCGCACCGAGGAACUGGAGAACAUCAUACCGAGGUCGAGACGACGACUAAUCAAGAGGAAGAUGAAGAAGGAAUCACAUCGAGACCUAGCGUGAAUAAGUGUCGCGCCGACGACACGGUACGCUGUAGCGACGGAAGUCGUUCUAUUUGCUCGGUACAGCAAUGUGACGGCGUGCCAGAUUGUGACGACGGCGGUGACGAAGUUGACUGCCCCCAUCCAGGCUGCAGUGCUGGAGAAUUCGCCUGUGAUGUGUCCAGGUGCAUCUUGGAGUCACAUAGGUGCAACUUCAUCAAGGAAUGCGACGAUGGAAGCGACGAACACGACUGCAACUACCCCGCUUGCACCUCCACGCAAUUCAAAUGCAGAAACGGCCAGUGCAUCGACAGCAGUGCACAUUGCAAUGGCGUCGAGGAUUGUCGCGACCGCACCGACGAGCUUAACUGCCCUUGCAGAGAAGACCAAUUUGAAUGCACACCUGGGUUUUGCGUGACUCUAAACAGACGAUGUGAUCGGGUCAUGGAUUGUACCAACGGAAGGGAUGAGGAAAAUUGUUCGAACAUGACACGAUGCCGACCGGACGAAUUCACCUGUUCCGACGGUGGUUGCGUAAGCGAGAACGCAAGGUGCGACGGACGUUCGGAUUGUCGAGAUCGUUCGGACGAGUACAAUUGCAAUGUAACCACCUGCAGCGGAGAUCAGUUCCGGUGUCUGGAUGGGACCUGCAUCAGCAUCGACAAAAGAUGCAACUCGUACAUCGACUGUCGCAAUGGAGAAGAUGAGAACCAGUGCGGUUGCGGAGAAGCCAAGUUUCGCUGUACGGACGGCCAGUGCAUCGGUUACGAGUUGCAGUGCAACGGGGUGGAGGAGUGCUCUGAUGGCUCUGACGAGAGGGACUGCGGGAAUUCUGAGUCUAAUGUGAUCAACGAUGAACGAUUGCUGUGGAAGAACAAAGAACCAAUGGGUAAACGUGAAAAUUCAGCUAAAAGAUGGAGCCUGAAGAAAUUGAAGAAACAAGGUGAAAAUAUCAAGAAUGAUUCAUUCUCAACAAUGCAGAGUCCAAAAACGGUGGAAGAGAUGUAUAGUACAGUCUCUUCUGAAGAUAAUUACUUGAAGACUACCAGAAAUUCUCAGCAUCCACUGAAGAAACCUAAGAAUUCCACUGACGUUCAGUCAAGGAGGUCUAGGAAGAAGAACAGGAAACGUUUACACAAGAAGAAUUUAAAGAAUGAUACUUUAACCGAGAAUGAGAUCCCUAUGAGAACUGAAGCUUUGCUUCUGGUAGAAUCCACACCAUCAGCAACUACUUUGAAUGAAAAUUUAACUAUCUCAACAAGUACAGAACUAAAUUUUCAGAGAACUUCUUCAACUAUUUUAAAGAGUGAACAAUUUAUUGAGCAAGGAAAUAAUAAGAAAUUGGAAAACGAAGUCAGUACCACUGUAGCAAGCACAGAAUCAGCAACUGAAGAAACCAGUGAACUCACUGAUGAUUUCUUAUCAACCUUAACAGAUGACACAAUAUUUUCUGAAGAUCUCGACCAGAAGUUGAAGACUACCUCCAUGACUACAGAAGACACAACACAAUGGAAUGUGGAAGAAGAAACUAAUUUCAGUGACUCUGUAGAGACACCAAAGGUCAACUGGUCUUCUGAAGAUCUCAAUGAAACCUCGACUAUAAUCCCUGAAGAAGAGACAACAAAAUUCAACUUAGAAUUGGAAGAUUCUUCAGAAACCUUAAAAAUCAAACGAUCCUCGAAGGAAGAUUUGGAUAAAUCCUUGCGAACAAUCUUUCCAGAAGAAGUUACAGAGUUAAACUCAGAAGAUCCCUCCACAACUUCAGAAGCAAUUGAAACUAUCAACUAUGGAUCAAAUGAAGUCUCCAAAGAAAGGUCGUCCAGUAGAGAGGACAUUUACGGUUAUAAAGCAAAGAAACGUGGGGACUUUGCUAAUUACUUCCAUAGAUAUUUGUCAGGAAGCGUCACACCAUCGGCCUCAACUUCUUCCACAGCUCUGGGUAGAUACGAGUACAAUAAUUCGUCUGUUAAAGUGGAGAGUGGUCUGUUCGACUCUGGUUCGAACAUUUCCAAGGUUGAUCUCGAUUUGCUGAGCAAAAACAGGCUGUCCAAUGAAGUUCCAUCAAACUCAUCCCUUUCCACAACUCAGGCAUCCAAAGGGAAGGUUGAUCCCUGCACCUUGAAGUGCGUGGAAUUGUACAAGAAAUUGAAAGCGUAUGAAAAAGAAAAAGAGAAGCAGUCGAAUAGUUUUAAUAAUGGAACCCUGAAGAGUGAAGAGAACGUGGAUUCAGGGCUGAUCAGCAUGGAAGAUACGACUCCCUUCGACUUAGCUGACGAAAAUUGUACUGAGCUGAUCUUGGACACUGAACAAUCAACAGAAAUAUUCAGUGAGAUUCCAAAGAUCAUCCACAGCAUCACCAGCAGUACAGAGCCCCAGGAUGUAGUAGAGAUCAUCACUAGUACUGAGAAGAUCGAGAGCCAGGUUGGUAAAAAGAAGCCAAAACACGAUAAAGGGAGGAGGAAGGAUAAGCAUCCCAAAGGUAAAGGUAGAAAAAGGAAGAAUAAACACAAGAAUCGAGUGAACAAGCAAUCUACUUCAAAUGAACAACACAAAACCACAAUUGGGAUUGAUCAGUCUACCUGGAAGAGCUCCACUUUGCCUUACUUCGAUGUGAAACCUACGCUUUUCGAAAUAGGAACCGGUACUUAUCCAAUAAGGGACGUCGCAGAGUUUCAUUCUAAGGAGAGCACGGACCAGGAAGAGAAACACAGCCAGCAGGAAACAACUGCCUCUUGGUGGAGCACCGUCACAACUUUCAUAAACCAACCUGUUACCAAGGAUUCUUCUUCAAAAAAGUGUAAAAAGGGUGAUAAGAAAGCCAGUUGGUGGAACAGUGGUUCUUUGUUUAAUCAGAAUUCAGAGGAAGAUUGCGAGGAAGAUGCUUCAGUAACAAACAAUGAUUUGGAUGAACUUAAAGAAACUACUACAGAAAUCUUUAGAGACCUGUUUACUGGUACAACCAUCCAAUGGCCAGAGACUAUAAUCCCUGAAAGAUUCAGGUGCAACCAGGACCAGUACUUGUGCGACGAUGAAACCUGUAUCUCAGGGAGUCAAGUGUGUAAUGGAAUUAUAGAUUGCAAAGACAGCAGCGAUGAAUCAAAUUGUGGUAGUCAUACAGGUGGAGGCAAUAGAGGUGGGUCUAAUGGAAGCACAGAACAUCCAGUGGAUUGUGGAGAGCUGAGUUUUGCCUGCGAUGGGACUUGCAUCAGCAACAUCUUUCUCUGUGAUAACAUAAGACACUGCGGUGAUGGAUCAGAUGAGGCUGACUGUGGAAGCGAAGAGUGCCCUGACGGUGAGCUGCCCUGCGAGAAUGGUGUCUGCAUCAACAAGAACUUCUUCUGCGACCGCAAUCCCGAUUGCCAUGAUGGCAGCGACGAACGUGACUGCCCGGUUAUCGACGAGACGACCGAUGCAGAUCAUGUUGCAUGCCGCCAAGACGAAUUCGCCUGCCGCCAUGGAAGCUGUAUACCGCAGUCUGCAGUCUGCGACGGACAAAACGACUGUCCCUACCAGGAAGACGAGAUCAAUUGUCCACGAGGUUGUGGCAAGGAUCAAUUCCAAUGUUCCAAUGGAGAUUGCAUCAGAGCUGACCAGAAAUGCAAUGGUUAUAUAGACUGCGUUGAUGGAUCCGAUGAACCUGAAGAAUGUGAACGUCCCGGUUUCCAUCCCAUGCCUGGUCGUUGUCCAGCUGGGUACAUCAUGUGUGUUUCUGACAAAGACUGUGUACCUCAGUCCUCUCUAUGCAAUGGAAUUCCAGAAUGUAGGGACAGGUCGGACGAGGAGAACUGCGAACAACUUAAAGAACCAUCUCGCCUCAAUUUGAAGACAUAUCCUAGUGAGCAAGUGAUCAAAGAGAACCCGGCGAAGCAAGGUCGAGAAGUCGUAUUCCAAUGUCGCGACGAGGGUCCCCUUCGAGCCAGGGUACGUUGGCUUCGCGGUAACAACCUUCCUCUACCACCUGGUAGUCGAGAUCUGAAUGGACGUCUUGAAAUUCCAAACAUCCAACUGGACCAUGGAGGACUGUACAUUUGCGAGGCCGUUGGUUACCCUGCAUCCACAACAGGCCAACAAGUGAACGUUUAUCUGACCGUAGAAAAGUUCGAACCACCAGCAACGAACAAGCCCCAUGCGUGCCAGUACGAUGAAGCCACUUGCAGCAAUGGGGACUGUAUUCCUAAAUCAUAUGUAUGCAACGGUAGACUGGAUUGCACAGAUGGUUCAGAUGAAAUGCGUUGCAGUCCGCAUGGCUGUGAACCCAACGAGUUCCGUUGCAACAACACACAGUGUGUGAGCAAACUAUGGCGAUGCGACGGUGACAAGGAUUGUGCUGAUGGUAGUGACGAGGAAAAUUGUGUUCCAAACAGGCCAGGAUCUCCCUGUCGUGUCACCGAAUACACUUGUGCCAGCAAUGAUCAGUGUAUACCUAAAAGUUAUCAUUGUGACAUGGAGAAGGACUGCAUUGAUGGUAGCGAUGAAAUAGGAUGUUCUCCGGUUUACAUAAUGAAGCCACCUCCACCGAUGAUCACUUUAGAUCUAGGAACAACCCUGGUGAUUGUCUGUACAGCGAUAGGUGUGCCUACCCCUGAAAUAAAUUGGCGCUUGAACUGGGGCCACAUUCCUCCAAAAUGCACCAUGACGUCCAUCAAUGGAACUGGAACUCUAACGUGUCCUGACAUACAGACUGAAGAUCAAGGAGCUUAUUCCUGCGAGGCAUUAAAUACUGCUGGCUUCGUGUUCGCUGUACCUGACGCCAUUGUAAUGGUGAACAAGCCUGACGAUGUUUGCCCCAAGGGGACGUUCAAUUCCGAGGCAAGAACUGUGGAGGAAUGUAUCUCCUGUUUCUGCUUCGGUGUCGCCACCGAGUGUCACAGUGCGAACCUCUUCACGUAUCAAAUCCCUCCGCCUUUUGAUCGUCAUAAAAUCGUAGCUGUUAAACAACAGCCUGACCUUCGAAUCCUCAACGACAUCAGUUAUCAGUUAUCUGUGAAACCGUUGGGCAGAGACGGUUUACAUUUGGACGAAUCAACUCCAUUCUUGAACCAGUUAGCUGCUGAGAAAGAUGUUCCUUACUUUGCCCUGCCUGAGAACUUCCAUGGAAGUCAGCUGAAAUCCUACGGUGGUUACCUGAAGUACAGGGUGCGCUAUAAUGGCACUGGAGUUCCAAAUUCUGCACCAGCGGUCAUGCUAAGCGGGAAUAAUUAUUUGCUGAUACACAAAGGGAAACAAUUGAUACCUAAUUACGAUAACGACGAGUCUGUUAGGUUCUUCGAGGGUGAGUGGUUGAAGAAACAAGGCUGGUCAGAGGUACCUGCUACGAGGGAGGAUAUCAUGAUGACAUUGGCCAACGUAGACAACAUUUUAAUCAAAGUAGAGUAUGAUAAUUCUCCAGACUUGGAUGUCCAACUGACACAUAUUGUAAUGGACACUGCUGAUGUGAGGAACACUGGUCUUGGGUCGGCAUCGUUCGUAGAAGAAUGCCAGUGUCCUUCAGGAUACACUGGUCUGUCGUGCGAGGAAUGUGCUCCAGGAUAUCUGAGACGAAAAACUGGCCUAUGGCUUGGUCAGUGUUAUAGAGACGAACCGAUUGAUUGUCCUCCAGGAUACUAUGGCGAUCCCUCGAGGAACAUACCUUGCAAAGCUUGCCCCUGCCCACUUACCAAUCCAUCUAAUCAAUUUGCACGCACCUGUCAUCUUGGAUCCGAUGGCCAACCAACCUGCAAUUGUCCUCCGGGAUACAUUGGUCGUAGGUGCGAACAGUGCGACGUUGGGUAUCAAGGAAACCCUCUUAUUCCUGGAGACAUGUGUGUAGCAAGGCAACAGUGUGACCCAGAGGGCAGUAUCAGUUCAGUUGUGGAUCCUCUUACUGGAAAAUGCCGGUGCAAGCAAUACGCUACGGGUAUCACUUGCAACCAAUGUAAGGCGAAUACGUUCAAAAAUCAAUUCGGUUGCACUAGUUGCUUCUGCAUGGGCAUCACCAACAAAUGUGUCUCGUCCAAUUGGUACAGGAAUGACGUUCGAGUUUCCUUCACCAAUUCUAUCAGAGAUUUCUCCCUCAUCGAAUCAAGAACACCAAAUCCACCACCCAUAGUUGAUGGCAUCCGUUUGAACACAGUAACGCGUGAGAUCAUUUACAGUGAUUUCCCUAAUCGUGGAAACAACGACGUCUACUAUUGGCAGUUGCCUAGUAUCUUCUUGGGUGAUCAGGUCACGUCUUACGGUGGAAAUCUCAAGUACACUGUUAGAUACGUUCCAGCACCAGGUGGUCAGAGUUCAAAGAACAAUGCUGCUGACGUUGAAUUGAUCAGCGCCAAUGAUAUCAAUUUGUUGUACUUCUCCCGGGAAUCUCCUGAACCGAACACGCCGCAAACAUUCACUGUCCCUCUUCUGGAACAAUACUGGCAACGUAACGAUGGCACGCAAGCUGACAGGGAACAUUUAUUAAUGGCACUGGCUGAUGUUAGUGCCAUUAGAAUCAAAGCUACGUACACUACUCAUACCGACGAGGCUGCGUUGUCUCUGGUAUCUUUGGACAUUGCUGAAAAAUACAACACAGGAAGAGCUCGUGCAGUUGAAGUAGAAGAAUGUUCCUGUCCUAUUGGCUACAAAGGAUUAUCUUGCGAAGACUGUGACGUUGGAUACACCAGAGCCAGCGAAGGUCUAUACCUAGGCAUCUGCGAACAGUGCAACUGCAAUGGACACUCGGCUCAAUGCAAUCCUGACACUGGAAUAUGCGAGAAUUGCGCAGAUCACACCACCGGAGACUUCUGCGAGGUUUGCGAGCCAGGAUACGAAGGGGAUGCAACUCGAGGAACGCCACAUGAUUGCGUCUACAAAGACUCGACUCCGUGUCGCUGCAACGAGGCUGGCUCUCGUAGCAGCUCGUGUAUCGGCGACAGAUGCGAUUGUAAACGAAACGUCGAAGGACCUCAGUGCAACCGUUGUCGUCCAUCCACCUUUGGACUGUCCUCGUACAACCCUGAUGGGUGCACCGAAUGUUACUGCAGCGGUGUGACUAAUCAGUGUCACGAGAGUUCAUUGUACGUUCAACAGAUACCAGUCUGGGUCUACGACAAUCAGCAUGGGUUCACCCUCACUGACUCAACUAGACAGGAGAUAAUCGAUGAUGGUUUUGAGCUGAAUUUCGCCAUGAAUGAGAUUGGCUACCGUUACCCGGAUAGUCGGGGACGCAGGUUGUUCUGGUCUCUGCCAGCAAUAUUCACUGGCAACAAGGUUAAAAGUUACGGGGGGAAUCUCACUUUAACCCAGCAUAUCACUGCGCAUCCCGGAGCUCAGAGUUACAAAGAUCAGGAUAUCAUUUUAAUUGGAAAUGGGAUUACUUUGUUCUGGACGAACCCUGUGGAUAUUCAGCCUGACAUACCAUUGACCUACUCGGUGCCACUUAGAGAAUCAGAAUGGAGACGUUUAACCACCGAAGGGCCACGCGUUGCUUCCCGCAUUGACCUAAUGACUGUACUGUCCAACCUUGAGGCUAUUCUGGUCCGUGCAACGCACAGCGAAAGGAUGACAGCCACUUACAUCAGUGAUAUAAGCCUGGACACAGCGGUGGAGCAUCAGACUGGUAACAGAAGAGCAGUUCAAGUGGAAGUUUGUCGGUGUCCAACUGGCCACGUUGGUACAUCCUGUGAAUCCUGUGCUAGAGGAUACUACAGAGACCCUAACGAUCGUUCUGCCAGCUACUUGGGCUCCUGCAAUCCAUGCCCCUGCAACAAUAACGAGGAGAGCUGCGAAAUCACGAGAAGUGGACAAGUGAAAUGUCACUGUUUGCCAGGAUACACCGGCCAAUACUGUCUGAGCACUGGUGAAUUGAUGGUUAGUAUAAAGCCGAUGAAGGGUGAAGUUAUGGCAAACUCGUGGAUUCUAUUCACAUGCAGUUACGAGUUCCCGGAACCUUUGUAUAUCUCUUUUAAACUAACACCAUUCGGUGGAAUGCCUUUAACUGCGACCGGUGUUACACCCGGCCCGAUUAUGAUAACCGAGAAAGGGGCACAGCGAACCUGGUACGUUUACGUGCAGCUAGAACCUUGCAAUGUGGAGUGCCAUAUCCAGGACCGUGAUGGCAAAGAGUUAAUCAAGGUGGUGACAUCGGUUACACCAGAAACUAAUGUAACAACCACUACACCGUAUCCUCACCAUAUACCUCCACCGAGGAUACUGGUUUACAUCAAAGGACCAGAAUUCCAAAUCGUUGAAACUGGAAGCACCGUUCGAUACCAUUGUGCUGGCAAAUCUUUAGACAAUGGAUCGUUGCAUAUCAAAUGGGAAAAAGAAGGUGGCCAGUUACCUCCUGGAAGAACUGUGGACGACAGUCAGGGCUUAUUGGUCAUUCGUGAUGUGAAAGUAUCCGAUAGCGGUGUAUAUGUCUGCCAAGUUAGCGAUGGUGUGCAUAUUGGAUACAAGAAUGUUACCCUCACCGUUGGAGGUUCAAACCCAGUUGCACCAAGAGCCGUUGUCAUGCCAACAUCCUUAGAAGUAAUGGAAGGACAACCUGCAGAAUUCCGUUGCAUGGCCACUGGACACCCACAGCCUCAGAUCGAGUGGAUACGCAUCCAUGGACCUACGAGCCCAGAGGUGGUCACACAUAAUGGAGCUUGGUCUCUACGGGCAGCCUCAAAGAACGACGCAGCUGAGUACAAGUGUAUUGCCAGGAACAACGUUGGCGUAGACGAGCAGACUGUUAUUCUUUAUGUCACCGAUAAUCCUUCCAUGCCACCGACAACUGGUAUACUCCCUACCAUCACUCCAUCUCAAUGGUACGGAACCGAGGGAGACGCAGUCCUGUUAACCUGCUCCCAAACAUCACCAGAACUCGCGAGCCUCGUCUGGCUUCGUCAAGGAAACUUACCCUUCUCUUCAACAACUACUCAACGCGAUGGUGUAUUAACAAUCAUGAACUCAACUCAAUACGACUCCGGCGUUUACAUAUGCUUAGCCACUACCUACGUUGGUACGCACAUCAACAACACAGCUGAGAUAACAGUGGUGCCACGAAGAUCUCCACCUUCCAUCAAAGUGAGACCCGAGAAACAGACUGUUCCUCAAGGCAGCGUAGCUGAGGUACACUGUGUCACCAGCGGGGAGCCAGGUCUGCAGGUGAAAUGGAGCAAGUAUCAUCACGAACGACUGAGCUCUAACGUUCAACAAGUCGGUGACACCUUGAGGAUCGUUAAUAUUCAGAUCCCAGACCGUGGAGUGUACGUGUGCCACGUGACAGGACCAUCUGGUAGCCACGAAUCGAGCGCCGUGAUCGAAGUUGAACCCCGGGAAGCUCCUCGCGUGGAGAUCUACCCAAGGGAGGUGCCCCCCGUUAUACUAGGCGGUUCUACCGAUUUGCAAUGUCGAGCUGUGGCCGGGAUUCCCAUGCCAGAAUUACACUGGUCCCAUCAGAACGGCAGACCGUUCCCGUCCAACAUCAAACAGCUUCCUGGCGGUGUUCUCCGGCUGUCGAACAUCACAGCGAACGACGGCGGUGCCUACGUUUGCUCGGCAGUGAAUCCCGUUGGUUCGAACACGGCGGUGGUCUACAUAGAGGUUCAAUCUGUCCCUGUUAUCAUGAUUUCGCCCAGGUCUGGAAUUCUUCAAGUGAAACGAGGGGACAGAGUGAAACUGGUUUGCAGGUCGUCGGGUUAUCCGCAGCCUAGAGUCGCGUGGAGCAAACACCAGAAUCGAAUAGACUUUAGGACUCAGAUCUAUUUCCUAUCAGAAGCUGCGACACCUUUGGAGGCUGUAUAUGAAAUAAACUCUGCCUCCCCCGAUGACGAAGGCUCGUACACUUGUCACGCUAACAAUGCCGCAGGAAUGGUUGAAGAACGCGUUUACAUACGCGUGGAAGACAACGAGGUUUAUCCUCCGGAGGAGGAGUAUCCUGGUCCCGAUAAAUCUGAAAAUCCAGACGACCAGAAGAUCACGGUACCAAAGGAUUACUUCAAGAUUCCCAGCGGUGGCAAAGUGGAGAUGCGUUGUUACGUUCGCUCGUCCGAUGGAAACCAUAUCUAUCUAGACUGGAAGAGAACCGACCAUAGACCUCUGCCAGAAGGUAGCACGGUUCACAAUGGAAUACUGAACAUUCCAGUCGCUGACAAAAGCGCUGCUGGAGAAUACGUUUGUCUGGGCAUGGAUCAGGCUCGCAAUGUUCUGUUCAGGGCCAAGUCUCAUCUUGAAGUACUCUCACCACCUAGAAUAGUGUUGAAUCCACCCCGCCAGACGGUCCGUGCCGGUGAAAAUCCUUCCAUAGAUUGCAGCACAACAGGGGACGAACCGAUGACCAUCCAAUGGGCUGCCAUAGGACGUAACCUUCCUUCUUCGGUCACCCAGGACCGUGGAGUCUUACAGUUCCAUGGAAUUACUUAUUCCGAUGCUGGGAAGUAUGUCUGUACAGCUACAAACGAUGCAGGAACUGCUGAAGCUGUGGCUGAGGUUCUGGUGAAUGAACAUCCUUUCGAUGAAAGUAGUGUUGUUCAUGCAGCGCAAAGAGAUGUGGUGACUUAUGCUGGUCAGCCUGUACGUCUACGGUGCACAGUUAACGUAAGAGCAACCAUACAUUGGAGCAGAGAUGGUCAACCAUUGCCUUCGACUGCCAGGAUAGAAGAGGAUUAUUUGGAACUGCCUCGAGCCAGACCAGAGGACAGUGGAAGAUACAUUUGUCAGAUUCAAACUGUACAUGGAGUCUCUAGCGAUUAUAUAAACUUGAAUGUCUCACUAGUUAAUUUGCACACGGAAUGCUCGCGAGCGAACCGAACCCAGUGCAGCGAAAGCAAGUGCAUAUGCAACGUUCAAGGAUGCUUUCUGUUGGAUUACCUUUGCAACGUCUAUAUUCGCUACUACAACGAUAUCGGUGACAACUACUACAACACCCCGCAAAACCGUCACUAUCUUCAACAACGACGUGCCACCGUCACGCCUGCGGUUAGCGUGGAAGCCUCCCAGAACCCAGUGAACAUCGGAGACACCGUGAACAUUCGUUGCGCCUGCUCUGGAACGCACAACCCUCGUUACCAUUGGAUCAGACCGAAUCAUCCUAGUUUACCAGAAAAUGCCCAGGAAUAUGGAAACGUUCUUAGAUUAACCAACGUCGCUGUUAGUGACAGUGGAGUUUACAGGUGCAUCGCGGACACCCCUGAAGGAGUUUUUGACCACGAUUUCAACCUUGUCGUCCAUGAUGGAAAUAAUGAUGCACCAGCUAUCGAGACCAAGUAUGCACCUUAUGGAUCCAGCCUGGAAAUGGAUUGUAAACCCAACUUGAAUCCACCGCUGAAAUUCCACUGGAGUAAACUUGGAGGACUCCUCCCACGCGAUGCACAAAUUUUUGAGAAUAAAUUGAAAUUAAUCAAUGUGAAAGCAGAGGAUGCAGGAACGUACGUUUGCACUGCGACCAAUAAUCUCGAGAACAUUGAAAUACCCACAGUACUUGUUGUAACUGGUGUGGUCCCAUACUUCAGCCAAGCUCCUGAGAGUUUCAUUGCCUUACCACCUCUGCCUGAUUCCUACUUAAAAUUCAACAUCGAAAUAUCGUUUAAGCCUGAGAGCUAUGACGGUAUCAUUUUGUACAACGACGAGUCGAAUCGUGGAAAUGGUGACUUCAUCUUGUUGUCCUUGGUCGGAGGGUACCCAGUGUUCAGCUUUGAUCUUGGCUCUGGACCGACUAUCAUCCGCUCAGAGAAGUCCGUCACGUUAAGCGAAUGGCACACGAUCAAACUCCAACGUAAUCGCAAAGAAGGAACUAUGUUAGUCGACGGCGAAGGUCCUUACAAGGGUGUUGCAGCUGGCAGAAAGCAAGGCUUGGAUCUGAAAGCGCUAUUGUUCGUCGGCGGCGUUCCCAGUGAUAAUACUGUCAACAAAUACGCAGAGAUCACUAGCGGUUUCGUUGGAUGCAUCAGUAGACUGGUGAUAGGAGAGAAGGAGAUCGACCUGAUCGAUGAUCAAACGAACAGCGUUGGAAUUACAAAUUGCGAGACCUGCGCUGAAAAUCCAUGCAACAAUGCUGGUGUAUGCCAGGAGGCUGCUACCAAGAAUGGAUACACGUGUUUGUGCCGCGCUGGUUACAGUGGAAAACACUGUGACUACGUUGGCCAAUCGUGUUAUCCAGGUGCUUGCGGAGAAGGUACGUGUGUAGAUAAAGAAACGGGUUUCGAAUGUUAUUGCCCCCAUGGAAAAACUGGAUCUCGAUGCGAACAUUCACUGACGAUUUACGAGCCAGCUUUUCACGACGACAAGUCUUUCAUCGCGCAUGAAACGCCCAAAGCUCUUAGGCGGACGAGAAUGAAUCCAAGCUAUACACACAAUAGAUUACGAGCACGCAACGCACAAGUUAGAAAGGCACGGUCGAGGCCUCAUGACCAUAAUAAGAUGCACCACACAAAACAUUAGUCCCUUCACCACCAAAUUUCUAUGCACAUAAAUAGAAACAAGUCAUUUAUGUAUUGUUCGAUCGAUGUGUAAUAGUCGUAGGAACAAAUCAAUUUUUUGUGUAACUGCUAUUUAUAGUUGUCAGUCAACAUAUAUGUUAUAUAUAUAUAUUAUUUUUUUUUUAUAAGAAUUUUAUUUACUAUUAGAUGUUUUCAUUUCUGCCUCAUACGUGUAAUAGAUUACGUUGGAUGCAUAGGCCAUCGCAGAGCCUGUAGAGUGAGUAGUUCCUUGGAAUGAACCUCAUGGUGCUGUAAUAUUAGAUUAUCAAUAGCUAUUAUAUCACAACCCUUUGCAGUCAAAAAAUGAAAUAAUAAUAUGAAAAAUUCCUUUCCGGACUCCAUGGUGUUCGAGGAAGGACUUCUGCUCGCAGAGCUCUUUUUUGUAACAUUUUCACUUGAAUGCUUCCAAGAUUGCAAAGGGUUUCUUUGUACAGCUUUUCUUGAAUAAUACAUUUAACGCAUUGUGUUAGUCAUUUUAAUUAUUGUAUCAACACACCGUACACGUACACACACGCGCAACGGCACGUGUAAAAUGUUUGUACUUAUUUUCUAAGAACCUGUGUGUGUAUGUGCCGAGGAGGUGUAUUUUUAGGACCAGAAUGACCAUUUAUAUGUAUUCGACGGGCUUCGAGCAAUGCUAUAAGUAUAAAUAUAUGUCUUGAGAUGCAAAUAAAAUUGAUUUAACAAGAA